Oryctolagus cuniculus (rabbit) is the source of this 5124-nucleotide messenger RNA. The record is from RefSeq and is a predicted model, not a curated record. NCBI's taxonomy places the organism in Eukaryota, Metazoa, Chordata, Mammalia, Lagomorpha, Leporidae.
AGUGGAGAGCCCCUGCCCCCGCCCGCGUUCCGCUCCGGGCCCCCUCCGCUCUGCACGGGGAGGGAGAGCGGGGGAGCCUCCACACCAGUCUCCUCCGAGCUGCGGGCCGGGAGCCCCGCGCCCUCGGAGCCUCUAGGCAGCGUCCGCCUCCGCCCGGCGGGGGUGCAGGCUCUCCCCGCCGCCCCCACUCGCCGCUCGCCCGCGCUCCCUCCCUUUACCCUGCCAGCCGGAGCGCGCACACCGGGGCUCCGGCACGUGGGCGCGCGGGAGGCGGCGGCCGCUGCUACCGCUGCUGGAGCCGGAGCCCGAGCCCGAGCCCGAGCCCGAGCCCGAGCCCGAGCCGGGGAGAUCGCCCUCCAUGCUGCGGGAGCUGCGGCCGCCUUCCGCUCAGCCUUGGGCCCCAGCCGAGCCCCGAGAGCCGGCGAAGCCGCGUAGAGGAGGAGGACGAGGACACGCGGCGGGGCGCGGCGGGCUGGAGCGAGCUGGGCUCUGAGCAAGGAGCGCCCGCAGCCCGGAGGAGGCAACCCGGCUCUCCUGCUUGCUCUCUGCUCCAGCCGCUGCUGAGGGCUCCUGACGGCGCGAUGCCGCUGCGCUCCUCCUAGGCGGCUGCCGGCCGAGGCUUCCUGCUGCCGCUUGGCCCGCGCCGGCCCCCAUUCCGCGGGCGAGAACCUCGCCUACCCGGGAGGACGCGCCCGGCCACCCGAGUCCGAGUGAGCGCGAAGUCCGAAGUCUACCCCAGCGCGGCCAACUUCCCCGCGAGCCCCUCUCCCCGCCGCAGCCUGCGCCAGCCCCGGGAGCGAUGCGCCCCCAGCCGGGCGGCGCGCCCUCGGCCACCUCGCCACCCAUGGGAUCGACUGCCCUCGGCUGCCCCGCUCGGCGCGCAUAGCGCUCGCGCGUGGCCCAGGAGAGGAGCGAACCACCAAGGCGUUUCGCUGACCCUGAGCGCACCAAUCUGCUUGGGGCUCCUGCGGGGGCAGCGCGCGUACCCAGGGAUCCAGGCAGCAUCCCUGAAUUCCAAGCCAGACCAAGGAAGGAGAUACACCUAUUCCAUCUGACUCUCUUGUUGGAAAGAUGGUGGACUCUACGGUUUCCCUCUGAAGUUGUGUUGGGAAGAUCAAUGUCUCCUGGCUGUCCCUUGCUGCAAAGAAGGCUGAGGAAGUGAACUUGGAAGAAACCUCCAUCCUCGGGGACUUGGAGAAGUUUGCGCUGGCAUCAGUGUGACGGUUAACCAAACUGUUCCUGCGGUGGUGGCCUGAGCAGAUUAUCUCAAUCCCAAUGUUGCCCUGAAAUUUGUGUUCACGAUUGAAGAUUAGGACUGCUAAGAUGCCUCAGGAACAGUACACGCACCACCGGAGCACCAUGCCCAGUGCUGAGGGGCCACAGGUAUACAAAGUGGGGAUUUACGGCUGGCGGAAGAGAUGCCUGUAUUUCUUUGUCCUGCUCCUCAUGAUUUUAAUACUGGUGAACUUGGCCAUGACCAUCUGGAUCCUCAAAGUCAUGAACUUCACAAUUGAUGGAAUGGGGAACCUGAGAAUCACAGAAAAAGGCCUAAAGUUAGAAGGAGAUUCAGAAUUCUUACAACCUCUCUACGCCAAAGAAAUCCAGUCCCGACCAGGUAAUGCCCUGUACUUCAAAUCUGCCAGAAAUGUUACAGUGAACAUUCUCAAUGACCAGACUAAAGUGCUAACUCAGCUGAUAACAGGUCCAAAAGCUGUAGAAGCUUAUGGCAAAAAGUUCGAAGUAAAAACUGUUUCUGGAAAAUUGCUCUUCUCUGCAGAUGACAACGAAGUGGUAGUUGGAGCUGAGAGAUUAAGAGUUUUAGGAGCUGAGGGCACAGUGUUCCCCAAAUCUAUAGAGACACCUAAUGUCAGGGCAGACCCCUUCAAGGAACUAAGAUUGGAGUCCCCAACCCGAGCUCUAGUGAUGGAGGCCCCAAAAGGAGUAGAGAUCAAUGCAGAAGCUGGCAAUAUGGAAGCUACCUGCAGAACAGAGCUGAGACUGGAGUCCAAAGAUGGAGAGAUUAAGUUAGAUGCCGCGAAAAUCAAACUACCUAGACUGCCUCAUGGAUCCUACACACCUACAGGAACGAGGCAGAAGGUCUUCGAGAUCUGCGUCUGCGCCAACGGGAGAUUAUUCCUGUCCCAGGCAGGGACUGGUUCCACUUGUCAGAUAAACACAAGCGUCUGCCUUUGAAAGACUAUCCAUAGUGGACACUGUCGGCGGCAUAAAGGCCCUUUUUGGCUUUAGACUCUGGCUGCCAGCUAUUUUUACUAGAACACAGAAAGCCUAUCAAAGACCUUUUGUGUGUGUGAGCGCGUGUGUGCGUGUGUGUAUGUGUGUGUUUGCGUGCAGGGGUGAAUAUAAAUAUAUAAAUAUAUAUAUAAAUAAAUAUAUAUAUCCUCUGUAUAAAAUGAGGUUUCAGUACAAAAGGAACCAUGGGUGACCCUGUGAUACCCACAGUCAUUUUCCAUCCCAUCUUCAUCACCUCCAUGACAACAUCUGGAUGCUAAUUCAGGCCCAAUCUUCCCCAAACCAUCCAGAAUCACACAGUCUGUUGUGUACUUACAGGAUAUUCAUCCCUAUGUUUCUGUGACAACGUAACUUCUCCUUUAGUGUCAUUACUGGGCAGCAAUGGCGGGAAUCUCCAAGUCACGCUCCAGCAGUGGGAUCCCUGUUUGAAAAAAAAUCAACAUUUGUUUGCCUUUUGCAGCAAGGCUAUCCAACUCCCCUCCCCCGCUGAAGUUAAUUAUGAGGCAUUACCACAGAAGUUAGCAACAAGUACUCCAAACAGCUCCCUUUUUGCACUCAUCUUUGCAGCCAAAAGUAUUGGGGCCCUUUUUCAGUUGGAUGAAUGAGGAGAAUGGGUUUCUGCAAAUUUUGAACUGUUUACCCAACUUCUGUUAUCUUACUUUCUUGAAGCUCAAAUUGUCUUUCACAGUCCAAAUAGGAGUUGUAAAUCAGCACAAAAUAGGAUAACAGCUGCUCCUCAGUUGCUAGAGGCUAUUCAGUGGUCUGACAGGCAAAGAAUAAAUGGGUGAUGUGUCUCUGUUUGAAGAAAAAAUGACUCGAAAGCUAUUAUGUCCUCACUUUUAACUAUAUCCAGCAGACUCCAUCCAAUCCAAAAUGAUGAAGUCAAUCAAAAUCCCUUAGUGUGGAAUCCCUACCCCAAGAGAAUCCGUUCUGAAGUAGAAGUCUAUGAGUAGCAUUGGAACCUAAUUAGUUUUGUAUGUUUCUUGGAAUUGGUAAGCAAUUUAGAGACAUGCUUGUAUUUUUAAUUGGUACACAACUUUGAUGCAAGCUUUUCUUCCUAAAGGCAUGCACCAACUCUCUGGCUUUGAUGGACUUAAUAUUUUUUCAGGGCUAUUAUAUUCUUAUUCCUAAAUCCACUUCUCUCUUUUCUCCAGGAUUGACAGAUCCAUAGUACUACAUGCUAUCAGAGUAGCUCACUAGAAGUUAAACUACACUGAGUCGAAUGUCCUUAUCACAAUCACUGUGUCUCUGGGGCCAGUAGCACCUGCUCCCCUCUAGGUGGAAGCAGCCUCAAUUCCCGCCAUCAGCUACCUCUCAUCAGCUCACCUUCAUCAUCUUGCUCCAGGGUCACCCUGGCCAGCUCUUGUGCUGGGACAGGGGAUUAUACCAUCUCUGUUCAAAGAGGGGGAAAUGUGCCUAUGCCUUAAGUCAAUGCACUCAGCAAGGAGAAGCACAUCCUAUUUAUCUUGUUACUUGUCGUUUAUUUUGAGUGAUUGGAGGGGAAUGGUUUAGCAAUGACUGGGCAUCUGAAAAGCUGGUAGACAAACCAAAUCAUUGACAGAUGUGGAUUCUAUGGAGUCCGGAAUGGAGGUCUAACUGGCUCAGGCAAGUCUGGAUGCCAGUUGGCAGGAGGGGCCCCACAUUCCUAAAUGAAGCAUUUGUAGUCCUGGAUGGCGUCUUUCCCCUUGACAAAGUUUGAGUUUUCCUUACUUCACAAGCAGGGGAAGGCUUAUCAGGGAAGGUGAAUGCCGUUUUAAGAUGGCCCUCACCCAUUAGGCUGUACACAUGAAAUGUAAAAGAAGUGCUGUGUUGCUUGGUUGCUUACAAGUGGCGGGAGGAGGAGCUAGGGGGAGGACUCCUAGCCUCAACAGUGCUGCUGCAGGCUUCCAGAUCCCAGGCUUGCUCCAAUCACUCUCACUCAGUGUCCCUUGCAGAAGAAUUAAGUUGGCCAAUCUUAGGGCAAAGCCAUAAGGUUGCUUAGCAUAAAGCACUAGGGUUAAAAAAGGAAAAUCCAUCAUAAAAGGUAUCAGGAUAUGCUGGUUAGUAUCAUUAAUAUCCUGUGGGGCACACUGCCAGAGACUGUGUGUUUCACACAUAGAACACGUUUUUGCAAGCCAGAAAGACCCUCCUAGGCUACUGGGAGCAUCAAUCCCAUUUCUUCCAGAUACACAAUAAUAGCUCUGAGGUCCUUUGAGGCUAACUACCUUAGGAUGGACCUUCUCUGUGCUUUGCUCUCUUGAGAACAUCACAUAUGGAUGAAGAGCAAGCAGAAAGUUCCAGAUUUUGUUCUAAUGAUUACAAAAAAGUCAGCAGCUUGGAAUUUUAUGCCAAUAAAAAGACUCAUGUGAUCCCACUUGCAAAAUUUAAUCAUAAGGGAAAUCAUCACAACUAGAAUAAAAUAGCAACCAAGAAAAUAAAGCACCUUGGAGGACAUACAUGAUAUAAAAUUCUGUUUUUCAUUUAUGCUAAAGGAUCACAAUAUUCAUGAUAAUAAGCAGAAAAUUUGGUAUGAAUGGAAUUAUGUACUUCCGUUCUGACUUUAAAAAUCAGAAGAAAUACACUCCGUAUUCUUCAUUGUACAAUUUUUUCUCCCAGUACCCUCCAACUAGAAUAUUGGCCCACGGUCAUGAGAGGAAGACUUACCUGCAUUCCAGACAAAUUUAGCUUUUAAUUUAAAGUGUGCUAACCUCUAAUUUUAAGAAAAAUCAGAGUCUUUCUAAUCUUUAUAUAUAAUGUCUUCUAGACAAUCACACACUUGGGUACAUUAAGCAGCUCAUGGUAUAACAGAGUAUAAAUGAAUCUUCCAUAUACUAGCAGUUCUAGUAUGUUAAUGUUUUUCUGAAGAGUUUUGUAAAUUAAAAAUUGAUCUCCAAA